AUGGCCUUGCCUGAUGCUAGAACCUUGGUGGGCGUGGAAGUAUAUGUGUCAAGGGACAGCCCUAACCGUUGCUCUCUCAGCGGGAGAGGCUUGUCAUCUGGGGAGCCUCGACAACAUCGUGAUGCUGACAAGACAGAGAAGAGUCUCUCCAGAUCAGGACGUUUCAAUAAACACCGGCAUAGAGGUAUAGGGAAGAAACCUCACCACUGCUGCUUUGACUGGGGGAAGAGUUUUGCUAAACAGAGGGAAUUGAUCAUUUACCAGCAGUGUAACACUGGAGAGAAACCGUACCACUGUUCUCAGUGCGGGAAGAGUUCUGCUGCAUCUAAAACCUUAAAAUCUCAGAGAAUUCAUACAGGGGAGAGGCCUUACCCCUGCUUUGAUUGUGGGAUGACCUUCAGUCAAUCAAGGGCCCUGACAACACACCAACGCAUACACACAGGAGAGAAGCCUUACAGCUGUGAUCAGUGUGGGAAGAGCUUCAGGAACUCAGGACACCUGACUAGACACAAACACAUACACACAGGAGAGAAGCCUUACAGCUGUGAUCAGUGUGGGAAGAGCUUCCAGAAGUCAGGACACCUGACUAGACACCAACGCAUGCACACAGGAGAGAAGCCUUACAGCUGUGAUCAGUGUGGAAAGAGCUUCAAUCAAUCAGGAGAUCUGACAAGACACCAACGCAUACACACAGGAGAGAAGCAUUAUAGCUGUGAUCAGUGUGGGAAGAGCUUCAAGAACUCAGGACACCUGACUAGACACAAACGCAUACACACAGGAGAGAAGCCUUACAGCUGUGAAGAGUGUGGGAAGAGCUUUUCACUGUCCGGAACUCUGACUACACACAAACGCAUACACACAGGAGAGAAGCCUUAUAGCUGUGAUCAGUGUGGGAAGAGCUUCAAUCAUUCAGGUUCCCUGAUUACACAUCAAUACAUACACACAGGAGAGAAGCCUUAUCGCUGUGAUCAGUGUGGGAAGAGCUUCAAUCAUUCAGGAAAUCUGACUUCACACCAACGCAUACACACAGGAGAGAAGCCUUAUAGCUGUGAUCAGUGUGGGAAGAGCUUCAAUCAUUCAGGAUCCCUGGUUACACACCAACGCAUACACACAGGAGAGAAGCCUUAUAGCUGUGAUCAGUGUGGGAAGGGUUUUGCUCAAGAUUCCACCCUGACUGCACACCAACGCAUACACACAGGAGAGAAGCCUUAUAGCUGUGAUCAGUGUGGGAAGAGCUUCAAUCAAUCAGGAUACCUAACUAUACACCAACGAAUACACACAGGAGAGAAGCCUUAUAGCUGUGAUCAGUGUGGGAAGAGUUUUGCUCAAGAUUCCACCCUGACUGCACACCAACGCAUACACACAGGAGAGAAGCCUUAUAGCUGUGAUCAGUGUGGGAAGAGCUUCAAUCAAUCAGGAUACCUAACUAUACACCAACGAAUACACACAGGAGAGAAGCCUUAUAGCUGUGAUCAGUGUGGGAAGGGUUUUGCUCAAGAUUCCACCCUGACUGCACACCAACGCAUACACACAGGAGAGAAGCCUUAUAGCUGUGAUCAGUGUGGGAAGAGCUUCAAUCAAUCAGGAUCCCUAACUAUACACCAACGAAUACACACUGGAGAGAGACCUUAUAGCUGUGAUCAGUGUGGGAAGAGUUUUGCUCAAGAUUUCAAUCUGACAACACACCAGCGAAUACACACUGGAGAGAAACCUUACUCCUGUCUAUGUGGAAAGAGCUUUGCUCAUUCAGGGUCACUGAAAAAACACCAGAAAUCACAAACAUGUUUUCUUUCAUCUCCCUCCUCUCCGGCACCGGUUCCAGAUCCCUUUAUAAAGUUUCAAUAGAAAACAUCUUGUAAAGAGUCAUCCAUUUCCCAUUCUCUAACUAAGUCUGAUUACCAUGGUAACAUGUGUAGAUAAUAUGCAGCUCUGGAUCAAUAUGUAUCAAGCGUCUUGGAGUAGGAGUUCUGUGUGGGGGGGAGUAGGAGUGGUGGGGUGGGGGGGGUUCAGGGCUGUGUCUUAUUUCAUCAACUCCUGUUAUCCAUUAAAUAACUGUAUAAUGUAGAAUAAUGUUUCAACAAUACUCUGUGUAUUCAUGUAUUCAAUAGAUUAAUAAUUAAAUCCAUUAUCUGAUCAA
Molecule: messenger RNA, 2137 nt
Organism: Oncorhynchus kisutch (coho salmon)
Lineage: Eukaryota; Metazoa; Chordata; Actinopteri; Salmoniformes; Salmonidae
Product: zinc finger protein 2 homolog
Exons: 3
Coding region: 1-1845 (614 amino acids)
Source: RefSeq, a predicted model, not a curated record